ACGGGCACAUGCUCUCACCUGCGGGUCAAAGCCAGGCAACUGCUUCUUUUGAGCUUUCGUUUACUUAGCAAUAGCUAACUGUGAACUUUAACAUCAGCUGUUUUGAUUAUGCAGAGGUGUUGAUUCUUUCAUUUAUCUUAAUACAUGUAAAGGAAUUCUGGGAUUACUAGUAGACGUACAACCUGAGCUGUCAAGAGGUCGAGGAAUGGACUAAUUGGGCAAACUUGCCUCAUUCCUCUGUUGAUUUCAAAUAUAGGUGAUGUAUCACGUUUUACAGAGCUAUUACUUCCAUUGUAAAGAGUUCUUAUCGAUUUAAUAAAUAAAUCAACAAAUGUAAAAAAGUGGGGGCUAUCAAGCAUCAUAGGGUCACCAUCAAGUAAUUCAUUAUAUUCACCCAUAUCCAGCACUAAUGUAAUAUUGUUGGAAAUGUGCCGCCCUUACAUAAAACUAUACACUAUUAUUCACGAAUAAUAAUGAAAUGUAAAAUGGUUUGGGUUGUGACGUCCCAAGGAUCCCGAAUAGCACUGACCGUAAAGAAAUGGGACUCUACUGAUUGGAUAUUUUGUGAAAAGUCGUAACCCGAAAACCAGGAAGUGCAGUGUGAAGGUUGGCGCAGUAGCAGCGCAAACAUGGGGGUGAAAAUCGAGGUGUUUCGUGUGAGUACAUAGAUGAUGCUGUAUUUGUCCUUCCCUGUAACCAUGUUCUGGAUCUCCAACCAAGCAGAGUACUUUGAAGAAUAUAUUGUGAAGAGAAAGAGGGAGAUUUUCCCCCCCGAUGAGAAGAUGCAUAGGAAAGAGCUGGAAGACUUCAAAGAGCGGAUGCGAGACCGCAAGGAGCGGCGGCUACUGAAACGGAUGGCCUUGGAGGAGGCUGAGAAGGAGUGAGGAGGACAGUGCAGAGAGACAAUCGGAGGAGGACGAUAUCCCCAAUGCCCAAUCAGCUGCCUGUUUUUCUACUUGUUGUUCCACAGGAGGGGGAGCAGUGUCACUGUCAGGCCCAUGGGCUGGAACAUGUUUUGCGUCACAAAAGGCACCCUAUUACCUAUUUAGUAUACUACUUUGACCAUGGCCCAUAGGGCUCUGGUAAAAUGUAGUGCACUGUGUAGGAUAAAGGGUGCCAUUUGGGAUUGGAGGAUUUUGGAUUUCGUGGAGUAGGUAGGCUAUGCUAUACACCGUUUUGGAGGGUGUGCUUGAGGGGGACCUUCAAGUUACCCCUUUGAACCGAAUAGUCUUGCUGAAAAUAUUUUAAGGAAAUGCUUUAUUUCACUGCAAUCAAACUAUGACUUUAUUGUUGAUGAUCUGCUCUGUGAUGGUGUUGUUGUAAAACAUUGAGUGUGUAUGAUUGUCUCAAAAAAAAUGUGUGAUUGAAAUUUGAGGACAGAAGCAUAUGGCUUGGAAUAUAAUUUAUUUUAUUUUUUUUAGAAUACAUGUCUUUUGUACAUGGGUGUUUCAACAUUGUUCUUCAUUAAAGUUUAAAUGUGUCUGCCUGUUUUUUUUUUGUGAUGACCAUUCUGGUCUAGAAACAGUAUGAUGUCACAAAGCCCCUGUGUUGUGAUUUGGACCAUGCUGUGACAUGUCAUUUUAUGGCUGAGUCGUGUUCUGUUGGGAGAAAUCAUUUAGAAUCUGGCAGGUACUAGCUGAAAUCAUCCAAUGAGGACACAUUUUUCAGUUCUGUGUCUUAAAACGUUUUGCUACGGUGUGCUCUAACGAACACAACCCAGGCUACUGUAUCUUCCCUCUAAUACGUCAAGUUUUAUAGGGGCCUCUGGAAACGGGACUAUGGAGGCUAGUAGGCGGUUGGCAGCUCGCCUGCAUACCAUCACGGUGCUCGGGAAACACUUCUGGACGCACAACUUCUCCGUCUCCCUACUCUUGGAUGAGCUGGGCAAUGUGCCACAAGUCACAGGGUUGAUUUUCUGCAAAGUUCGCUUGCUUGAUGGCUCCUUUACUGAGGAAUCUCCAAGACUGGAAGUCCUGCACAACUCAGUGCAAUGGGGAAAGAUGUUUGAAUUUGAGUGCCAAACUGCGGUCAACAGCUUGUCUGGAGUCCUGGAUGACUGCAUGUGUAGACUGUCAGUUCGCAAGGACACAAAGGGAGGAAGGUCAUACCAAAAGGUGGGUUAUGUCGAUCUCAACCUGUCUGAGUAUGCAGGCUCUGGUUAUGUGACCCGGCACUGCCUCCUAGAGGGAUAUAUGAACAAGGACAACAAGCUGGACAACUCCCUUCUCAAGGUGGGCCUACAUAUGCAGCUGCUCCAGGGAGACCCAUGUUUCAGAGUUCCUACCCAGCAUUCACUGCCAAAUGGAACUUUAUCAUCUGAGAAUGUUGAGCAGCCCAGAGAAAGCACCUCCAGUCACUCUGAGCCUGGUAUGCGUGACCAGCCAGGGUUUGGACCUGUGCUACAAGACUGUCAACCUGCUGAGCUAAAGCCUAGGCAUUCGCUCAGGAAAGCUAACACAACUCUUUAGGGCUUAGACUUGUGUGGUUAACCUAACAACCUCUGUUUAAUAUGGUUGUAGGCAAACACACCAACACAGAGAUGCACCAAUUCACUAUCCUCAUCAAACUGCAACCACCAAAGAUCAUUUGGCAUUUGAAGUGAACCCCACAAUGUUUUCAGGUUCAUCAGAGGACAUUCUGAGAACCCUGAGAAGGCAGCUGGUGAUGAAGGGGGGGCUGCUGCUUGAUGCCAUGCCCAGUCAGAACCCAGAGGCACAGGAGAGGGCCAGAGUUGUCAGUCAGUUGACUCGGGUCGGGAACACACGGGUGGAUGCCCAGGAUGUGGUUGAACAUCUCUGUCUAGAGAGCUUGGGCUCAGUAUUUGAGCUCCCUCCUCCCAUGGAAGGUGCUUUGAACUUGAUGCUGGUUUCAAGAACACAGAUGAAUCCUAGCCUAUGUAGGAUUAAAAGCAUGACAUACUACUCAAUAGAGAGUGCUAAUGCUUAGUAUCUAUAUCUAUUACAGAAGCUGGACUUGCACUCUUUGUUGGUCAGGAUGGCACCACAACCCUUGGUGUCACUCAUAUACAGAACAGGUAGCCUAUUGGAGAUGGAUCUCAACCGAUCCUUGAAUUGUUAUAUGUUGAUUAUAAUGUAAUGAGAUUCUGAUUCUUAAUUGGAUUUCCAGUGAUGCCCAACUCUGUCUCAACAGGGACUCCCAUGCUGGAAGUGUAGAGAAUGUCAUCAUAAUGAAAUAAAUACAAUGAAAUAAAGAUGU
Oncorhynchus mykiss (rainbow trout) is the source of this 3216-nucleotide messenger RNA. The record is from RefSeq and is a predicted model, not a curated record. NCBI's taxonomy places the organism in Eukaryota, Metazoa, Chordata, Actinopteri, Salmoniformes, Salmonidae.